UUCUCCUCAGAAAGUUCUCCCACCACAGGCCCUGGCAGUUCUAGCACCGUUUCUGACAGGUCUGAAUCCCCUCUAUCUUCAGAAAGUUCUCCCACCACAGGCCCUGGCAGUUCUAGCACCAUUUCUAAAGUUCUCCCACCACAGGCCCUGGGAGUGCUAGCACCGUUUCUGACAGGGCAGUGCUAUAAUGGGGCCACUUGGAACGGAGAAGAUUGUAUCUGCCCUAAAGGCUACUCUGGUUACCAGUGCGAAUCCCUCUUGGAAUACCUCUUCCUAGAAAGCCCAGAAAAAAUCAAUGCCACUGUAGACCUGAGGGUGACAGUGACUAACAAGAAUUUCACAAAAGAGCUAAAUAACAUGUCCUCCCAUGAAUACCGGGAUUUCACUCAAAAGUUCAAGACUCAGAUGGAUAAAGCUUACAAGGGCAAUGACUUUCCCCAGUACAAAGGUGUGAUCAUUAGGAGACUGCUCAAUGGCAGUGUCGUGGUGGAACAUGAAGUCGUCAUGGAGGCAAACUUCACACUAAAGUUUCAGGAACUGUUUGAAAACCUCACCAAGAUCAUAAACCUCAAGCUUACAAAUGAGACCAGAAGGCUAAGCAGUGAUUCUCAAGAGUGCAAAGAGGUCAUGGAUCUGUGCUUUGACAAGAUCAUCUUCGUUAACGAGACGGUGAAGCUCGGCUUUGACCUGCAAGAGCAAUGCACCCAGAAGGUGGCCAAGGACUUUGCCCAAUACUACUAUGUGGAUGAACUGGAUGGGAAGCUUGCCUGUGUGACCAAAUGUACCACGGGGACAAAGUCGCAAAUGAACUGUAACCAAGGCACAUGCCAGCUGCAGCAAAGCGGGCCCCGCUGCCUAUGCCCGACCUCCAAGACCCACUGGUACUGGGGAGAAAGCUGUGAACUCAGCACCAGCAAGAGCCUGGUGUUCGGGAUCGUGGGGGCCGUGGCGGUGCUGCUCGUGAUCGCGGUGCUGUUCCUGACCGUCUUCCUCGGCCGAUCCCAGAAAAAACUGCGCAGGCAGGAAUACAAUUUCUCUCGAGAGUGGCAAGGAGAAGAUGUCCCUGCCGGUUUCCAGAACACAGGCAUCUGGGAAGGCCAGAAUCUGAAGGGGGACAAGUUUGGCCUUGAAAACACUUACCAACACUUCCAGCCCUCCCUGGAGAAUGUGGAUCCCACCACAGAGCUCCACAUUCAGAGGCCCAAGGUGGUGACAACUGCUCAGUGAUGGGGGACAUGGACUCCCACCCCUCAGCCAGAUCUGGACGACCAGGCAGUGGCAGAGUCCUCCACAGGCGGAAACAGACGUCAGGGCCCAAGGAGGUCCUGCUCAGGGCUGGUGGACUUGCCUGGCUCCCGCUGCUGCGAGCCCCCUCUGCUGCCUUGCACUCCUUCUGGGGCCCUCAAGGCUGCCCAGAUACCUCAGCAUCUUGUUUGCUCCGC
Molecule: messenger RNA, 1442 nt
Organism: Phacochoerus africanus (Common warthog)
Lineage: Eukaryota; Metazoa; Chordata; Mammalia; Artiodactyla; Suidae
Gene: MUC12
Product: mucin 12, cell surface associated
Exons: 12
Source: RefSeq, a predicted model, not a curated record